This is a messenger RNA of Rhopalosiphum maidis (corn leaf aphid), 1497 nucleotides long. RefSeq lists its product as uncharacterized. The record is from RefSeq and is a predicted model, not a curated record. NCBI's taxonomy places the organism in Eukaryota, Metazoa, Arthropoda, Insecta, Hemiptera, Aphididae. The transcript is spliced from 2 exons. Bases 1 to 639 code for a protein of 212 amino acids.
AUGGGCUAUGAUGCAUACAUGGAGGUAUCUAUAUUCUUUUAUAUUGAUUCAGAUGUUGUGGCAGCUUUAUGUUUUUUAAAUACUCAAAUGAUGAUUAAUAAUUGCUAUGUGAUGUACAGAUGGAGGAGUACCCAUCAUUUAUUAAAAUUGGCGGUUUUUUUUUUUUUUUUGUCUUGUCCUCAGGAGUCGAUCGACCACAUCCACGUGAUAUCACUGGACCCGCCUGUGCGGCUGGACGAGAAGCCGCCGGAUUACGCUUCGGUGGUGGACGUGCCGCCGCCAAGUUACGACGACGCGAUCAAGUUGGACCCGCAGCGACUGAUGGACAGGGGCCACCGGACGGCGACCGACACCUGUUCCGUGACGGUGGUUCCGGCGGACGAGUGCGACAAGACGUCGGCCGGCAACGAGACGGCCGACUCCGCGGCGUCGCAGCCGACCACGAAGCUGGCGCAGGCCAUCCGGAAGAGCAUACGCGACAUACGCAAACAACUGACGAACACCGUGAGCGACGGGGCGGCGGCGGCGGCGGCGGACGUCGAACAACAGCAACACCAGCAGAGCGGUUCCACGGUCAUCCACUGCGACGUUGUUCCGACCGCUCUCCGAAAGUCAUCGGACGCGCCGGCGACCGUCUAGCGCGCGAUAUCGCACACCGUCGUCGUCGUUGCCGAUGAUUGUAUUGAUAUUGUAUUUAUUGCAAUACACGCACCGGCAAUCGCACACGCCCGCGAUAUUGCCGUUGCCGCCGUGCCGUAUGGUCGCGGUCCGCGCUUGCCUCGCGCCGACGCGUCUACUCUCACAAGACUGAAAUCACAAAACAUUAAUAUAUAUAUAUAUAUAUUAUUGUGUGUGGGUAUGCGAUUUGAUUGCGAUUCGUAAUCGUACGCGUUUGCACCCGUUUAUGUAUUACGAUGACAUUAUUAUUAUUAUUAUUAUUAUUAUUAUUGUACAGUUAAGGUCCAUCAUAUUAUUAUUAUUAUUAUUUUGCCGCGGUCGAUUUUGCGCGCGAUUCGCGUUCUCCGAUCGCGCCCGACGCUGCUGCUGCUCCCGUUACCUACACACACACCUUCACUCGAUAUUUUUUUACGAUCGUCGUGCGAUAUGAUAUUGUAUACAUUAUUAUUGUCAUCGUUUUAAUAUUAUUAUGUUAUUAUGUGGAAUAUACGUGAAUAUAUGAUGCCUACCCGCCGUGAUGUUAUAUUGUCGUCUCGCGAGUCGUACCUAAUGCUAUUAUAAUGAUGUUGGCGAGUCGAUAGAAUAAAUAACGCCUACGAAAUAGUAUAGAGGUAUAUAUUAUUGUUGCCGUCGACGAGUACAAAAUAUAUUUAUGUUAUAAUAAUAUACACAUACAUAGAAAUAAAAAAUGUUCAAGCGUCACGCCACGUACAAUUUGUGUUGAGACGGUGCGUGAACCAUCUGUUUAAUUUCACCUCUUCUUUCCAUUAUUGUGUACGUACCUACCUGUUUUGUAAUAAUAUAAAUUAUAAUAUAUUA